This is a messenger RNA of Erpetoichthys calabaricus (reedfish), 2351 nucleotides long. Its product is annotated as beta-galactoside alpha-2,6-sialyltransferase 1-like. The transcript has 6 exons. The coding region runs from base 262 to 1539 and encodes 425 amino acids. The record is from RefSeq and is a predicted model, not a curated record. Gene Ontology annotation, molecular function: sialyltransferase activity. NCBI's taxonomy places the organism in Eukaryota, Metazoa, Chordata, Cladistia, Polypteriformes, Polypteridae.
AGAUGAAAGAUUAGGAGAGAGACAAUAAGGGCGGGGCCGCGCGGGAUUGGUCCGCUUUCGUCUUUAUUAUGAUAAAAUCCUACAGCAGACUUCAUCUCUUGAUUAUUGCCUAGACUGAGUCGUUAGUACUGCGUGCCAAAGGCUGCGACGUCCUUUGUAGCUUUCUAGGACCGAACACACACGAGGAGCGGCGCCCAGGAGUCGAAGCUUUUCUACGGAUUCUUCCCGGUUAGCAAUCUGGAUUUUCACAAUCUUAACUUCAUGCGGCAAAGAAUGGUCAUGAUUUUUUUUAUGAAGAGGUUUUUGUGGGUAAUUGGUGCUUGUCUUGUAAUCUUAAUUCUGGAUUACUCCUUAAAACCUAACCCAGCUGUACAAGAAAAGUUAAGAACAUUUACAGCUCACAAGGCUCGAAACAUUAUUUCAUUGCGAAGUCAAAGUAACUUUUCUCAAAUGCCCAGUGUAAGCUACAAAAAGGUCACUGAGAGACCUUCCAGGAGCACUUUGAAUAAUAAGCGCAUUCCAAAAGAAGUGAAUAAGAUAAACAAAUUAGCUUUCAACAGGGGUUUCCCAGUCUGGAAUGAGGAGACGUCUACAAGCUUGCUUACAUCACUGCUGAAGAAAGUCUGGAUCAACUAUCUUUCAAUGAACAAGUACAAUGUGACGUUUAAUUUUAAAAAGAAGGCAGUGAAACUAUCUAGAGAAGAACUUCUUUGUGAAUUAAAAAGUAAGCUAUAUCCUGUUAAGAUGCUCACACUGGCAGAUGGAUUUCCUGUGGGUAAAGAUAAACAUGAUGAUUGGAAGUCCUACUUACCAACGAAACCAUUUAAGGAUGUUUUUGGUAAACUUAAGAGGUGUGCUGUGGUGUCAUCUGCAGGUUCUCUGAGAUGGUCUGGCCUUGGUCGAGAAAUUGAUGAACAUGAUGCUGUGCUGAGAUUUAAUGCAGCCCCUACAUCUGCGAGAUUCAUCCGUGAUGUUGGGAGUAAGACAUCCAUUAGAUUUAUUAAUUCACAGGUCGUAUCUACAGAGGCACACAGAUUUCUGACAGAUCCUUUGUAUAGAGAUACUGUUUUGGUUAUGUGGGAUCCAGCACCCUAUUCUAAAAACAUUACUCAUUGGUUCAAUAAUCCAGAUUACAGUUUCUUUGACAAAUAUAAAGAGUACCGCAUUAAAAACCCAAAUCAGUUCUUUUAUGUAAUGAAUCCAUCAUUUCAGUGGGACCUGUGGGAUAUAAUUCAGGAUAACUCAGAUGACAAUAUUCAGAAGAAUCCUCCAUCCUCAGGAAUUCAAGGGAUCAUACUGAUGAUGAGUCUUUGUGAGGAAGUGAAUGUCUACGAAUUCCUGCCUUCCAGGAGAAAAACGGAUGUUUGUCAUUAUUACCAAAGCUUUCAGGAUCGAGCUUGUAUUGUAGGCGCCUAUCACCCUUUACUCUAUGAGAAGAAUUUGAUCAAGCGAAUUAACUCUGGAAGUGACAAUGACAUCUAUUAUUAUGGAAAAGCCGUUUUGAAAGGUUUUGAAAGUUUUGAUUGUGCAAACACUUGAAGACCAUUUUGUCAUUUAUGCUUCAGAACAGGGUGAAAUCACGGGACACUUCUAAGGCCAGCAACAAAGAAUCCUGUGUUUGCUGAUGAGGGAGGUGAGAUGUGUCUGAAGAUGAUAUGUGGUCUUCAAGUUAUGAAACAGGGAAGAUUUUUUGAGCUGCAUCAGCUUGCCGGUGAAAAUUCUAACUUAAUGAAUCUUGAUUAUGAAAUAAUUAUCAUUGAAGUAAGAAUGUUAUGAAUAAGUACAAAGUUGUGAACUUGAAAGCUGAGCACUUUUUUCCUUCAGAGUUACAUUAUUUGCCAAUGUCAGUUUUGUCUAAGAACAUUUUUUAACCGUGAUUCCACUAUAAAAAGUAACCAUAGGCCAUUUUAUUACAUCCUAUCCAACACUUCGUUUUAGUAAAUUCUCAUUUAUCAUGGCACUGAGGAGUGGCAACGUAUUGUAUGUUGGUCAGACAUGCAAACAAUUUCAUUGUACUCUUUACAUAUGCCAGUAUUGUUAGUGCACCAUUUUAUGUAUUGUUGUGUGCUACUCUCCACAAAAUGAGCAUAAUUGGAAAAAAGGACAUUUCCAUUUUUGUGGCCUGUGCACCAAGAGUGGUUAUUUCAAUAUACAGAAGAUGCAAUCACUUAAUUUCAGUUGGAAUACUGUGUAUUACAGGUUUUUGGGUUUUUUUUGGGUGAGUAUGGAAAGCAUUUCUUUACAAAGACGGCACACAUAUGCAUAUAUAAGCAAUACAUAAAACUACAGUAUUUAAAAAACUUCUUAUGCCAUUUAAAAAUAACUAAAUAGCACCUCAGGGACACAUUUAU